AUGGCCAGCCCUGCCUCGCACAAGCCCAGGCGCAAGGGCAAGACAAACGGCAUCGACGUUGAGGUCCGCCCACGCGUCGAGGCUCCCUCCAAGGCUCCUUUGUUCCCGCUGGCCGGGUUCCUCUGGCCGCUGCGCUCGGCAUCGUCGCAAUGGACCGUCCUCCCUCUUGUCCUCAUGGUUGCCGGACUGUUCCGCUGGGCUGCAGGACUCUGGGGCUACUCUGGCUUCGAGCGACCCCCAAUGUUCGGCGACUACGAGGCGCAGCGACACUGGAUGGAAAUCACCACGCAUCUUCCCAUCUCCCAGUGGUACUUUCACGACCUCGAGUGGUGGGGGCUCGACUACCCGCCCCUGACGGCCUACCAUAGCUGGCUUCUCGGCAAGAUUGGUGCAUUGUUCGACCCUGCGUGGUUUGCGCUCUUCACGUCGCGUGGAUCGCACGAUGCCAAUCUCAAAGUCUUUAUGCGCGCGUCCGUCAUUGUCUCCGAGUACCUCACCUACAUCCCCGCCGUUGUCGUCUUUGUCCGCCGCUUCAGCAGGCUGAGCGGCGUGCCGACAUGGGCCAGCAAUGUCGCCCUUGUCGCCAUCCUGAUGCAGCCUGGCACAAUUCUUGUUGACCACGUUCACUUUCAAUACAACACAGUCAUGCUGGGCCUCGUGCUCGCCAGCAUGUCGAGCCUCCUCGCCGAGCGAUAUAGAUGGGCCGCCGUCUUCUUUGUCGGCGCAUUGGGCUUCAAACAGAUGGCGCUCUACUACGCCUUUAGCGUCUUUGCAUACCUUCUCGGACGUUGCGUCAAGCCUAACAUUAGUAUCGGUCGGCUCAUUGGCAUUGCCCUGGUCACGCUCAUCUCGUUUGCUGUUCUGAUACUGCCCAUUAUCGCCGGCGCUCUUUAUGACGCCCAUCGUGGCAUUGACUCGCGACCCGAGCUCGGAGGACCUCCGCCACCGCUGCCGAUUCUUUCUUUCCUUUCCGAUCAUCUCGACAGCGAGGCUUUCUAUUACCCCGUGGUAGAGCAGCUUGUGCAAAUGGUGCACCGUGUUUUUCCAUUUGCUCGUGGUCUUUUUGAGGACAAAGUCGCCAACUUUUGGUGCGCUGCCAAUGUAGUCAUCAAGCUGCGCCAUUAUCCCAGCGACUUGCUGCAAAAGGCCUCCCUCGUGUUCACGCUGCUCGCCAUCAUCCCACCAAACCUGAUUCUCUUUAUCAAACCGCUCAAGGCUACCAUGCCCUUGGCCUUUGCCACUACCGCCUGGGGCUUCUUCCUGUUCAGCUACCAGGUUCAUGAGAAGAGUGUUCUCCUUCCUUUGAUGCCCAUGACGAUGCUCCUAGCGGGAAAGCAAGGCCUCAAUGGCAGCGUGCGCGCCUGGGUCGGCUUCGCCAACAUGCUCGGCGCGUGGACAAUGUUCCCUCUGCUGCAGCGUGUCGAUCUGACCGUCCCCUACGUGGUGCUUACCCUGCUUUGGGCAUAUCUCUUGGGCCUGCCCCCAGUUUCCUGGACAGCUCCACUGCAAGACACCCAUACCAAGCCUCUGGUGCAGUAUGCCACGAUGGCACUUCAUUCCGGAUUCUACGUGCUGAUGGUCGCCUGGCACAUUGCCCAGGCGUUCUUGCCGCCGCCGCCAAGCAAACCCGAUCUGUGGGUGGUGGCCAAUGUUGGCAUUGGUGCCGCGGGCUUCCUCGUUUGCUAUGUUUGGUGCUUCUGGAGACUUAUUGUCGAGAGCGACCUACUGCCAAGUUCCACAAAGACGAGCAAGGCUAAAAAGACGCAAUGA
Molecule: messenger RNA, 1770 nt
Organism: Akanthomyces muscarius
Lineage: Eukaryota; Fungi; Ascomycota; Sordariomycetes; Hypocreales; Cordycipitaceae
Exons: 2
Coding region: 1-1770 (589 amino acids)
Biological process (GO): protein N-linked glycosylation
Cellular component (GO): endoplasmic reticulum membrane
Molecular function (GO): dolichyl pyrophosphate Man9GlcNAc2 alpha-1,3-glucosyltransferase activity
Source: RefSeq, a predicted model, not a curated record